This is a messenger RNA of Apus apus (common swift), 3015 nucleotides long. RefSeq names its product Ras like without CAAX 1 (gene RIT1). The transcript is spliced from 5 exons. Bases 144 to 788 code for a protein of 214 amino acids. Lineage: Eukaryota; Metazoa; Chordata; Aves; Apodiformes; Apodidae. Gene Ontology annotation, biological process: Ras protein signal transduction. The record is from RefSeq and is a predicted model, not a curated record. Gene Ontology annotation, molecular function: GTP binding; GDP binding; calmodulin binding. Gene Ontology annotation, cellular component: plasma membrane.
CCGGGCCGGGGCGCGGGCGGCGCCGGCGCUGAGGGAGGAGGCAGCGAGCGAGGAAGGGGGCGGCGGGGCAGGCCGGGCGAGGGGCUGCGGCUGCUGACGCUCUUAUCUCCUUCAGCGGCGGCGGCUCGCUCGGCGCUGAGAAGAUGGAUUCCGGAGCCCGCCCGGGCGGCGCGCCGGGGCAGCCGCGCGAGUACAAGCUCGUGAUGUUGGGCGCCGGGGGCGUCGGCAAGAGUGCCAUGACCAUGCAGUUUAUCAGUCACCGGUUUCCAGAGGAUCAUGAUCCCACAAUUGAGGAUGCUUAUAAAAUACGGAUACGCAUUGAUGAUGAACCUGCCAACCUGGAUAUCUUGGACACAGCAGGACAGGCAGAGUUUACAGCCAUGAGAGACCAGUACAUGAGGGCUGGCGAGGGCUUUAUCAUCUGUUACUCAAUCACAGACCGGCGCAGUUUCCACGAAGUGCGUGAGUUCAAACAGCUCAUCUAUCGUGUGCGUCGCACCGAUGACACUCCCGUGGUGCUGGUGGGAAAUAAAUCUGAUCUGACACAGCUUCGGCAGGUCUCCAAAGAAGAAGGUUUGGCUUUAGCACGAGAGUUCAACUGCCCGUUUUUUGAAACCUCCGCUGCAUUCCGCUAUUACAUCGACGACGUGUUUCACGCCCUGGUGAGAGAGAUCCGCAGGAAGGAGAAGGAAGCGGUGAUGGCAAUGGAAAAAAAAUCCAAACCUAAAAACAGCAUGUGGAAAAGACUGAAGUCGCCUUUUAGAAGGAAGAAGGAUUCAGUCACCUGAACAGAGAGAAUUCCUCUGUAAAACAACACGUGCCAACAGCCGUUUGUAACCAAAGCGGUUUAGUGACAACGUUUUGACAGGGUGUUAGAAAGCUGAUGGGACUUUUACAAGGGAAUGCAGAACUGCUACCAAUUAUUUUUAUUUAGAAUGAUAUUCCCUUCAUUUGGGAUAUUUAACUGAAGAUACAGUAACAGUUGUACUUUUGUUUGUUGUCAUUUUUUUACUUUGUCCAGCAAAUACCGCUUGUAUGUCAGUGGUUACAAAUGUUGAUAGGUUGAUGUCCCUGCACUUUUGAAUGUUUGUCUUUGGUCACUGUGUACUGGGAACUGAAUUGUGUAAAAUAUGGCUGAAGUUCUUCUACCCAACCUAACUUAAUUAUUUUUUCCUGGUUGUUUGCACAAGAAAAUGUUGCUGUUCUCUGGAACAGUAAAACCCAUCACGAGAGGUGACAUGUUGAGAUUGUGCUGAAGAGUAGUUGACAAGCUGUCACGACCAGCAGCCUUGGCUGCCUAUCAUUGAAUGGAGCUGUGCUGGAGUUCUUGUGUUCUCAUGGAAUAGAUUUUCUUCCAGCAAAAUUAAUGUGGAAUAUUGUACACAUUUCUCUAAAUUAGCAGUUAAUCAGCAGUGUUGUAGGUGGGAUUCUAAACAAGUCAGAACAGCAAAUGAUGGUUCCUGUGGCAGCAGUAACUUGGCAACAGGGCGUGAAUAUGUAGCAUUUUCCUACUGUAUAGAACAUUUACUAUGUUGCCACAGCAUGUGUAAUAUAGUGAUGCUGUAGAAACCACAGCUUUGAAUAUUCUGACUUGCUUGUUAAAAUCCUGGCUGUAAUGGUGAGCUGGCUUGUUUCUUUACAUUCAGUUUCAUGUUCUUGUCUUAGAGGAGCCAGUAUCUUUGUUCAGUAGAAGUCUCUGACACAGUGAUUUCAGAUUCUUCUGUGAUAACUACUUUGUAGAGAAAAUGACUGAUACUGAGGUAUCUGGGCCCAGAAUUAAUAUCCCCAGUACUGGUAAGAUCCUUCCAGUGCAGUCUUAGAAUUGUUGGUUUGGUUGUGCAGGUGGUCCAGGCAGUGCAGGUCUGGUGUUCCUCUUGAUUCUGUUACUUAAUAGGUAACUCAAACAUUGUUAGAACAAGUUUCUUGGAGAACUAAGUGCCUGGAGUCUUUCAGUUGAAGAGUAAAAGAGCUUAACAGACUAAGUGCAGUGUAGCUUCUGUUACUUUUCAAUCAUCUGCAUCAGUAACUAUGUUGAUUUUCCUGAUCAAAGAUCAGAUCUUGGUGUGCUGCAUGUGAUAGUGCAGGCAAAGCUGAGCAUUGACAUGGAAGAGGGUUAGUACAAGAAGCUGGGACAGCAAAUAUAUAAACAUAAGCUUUUCUUCUUACUAAAUUCCUUAUUGCUUAAGAUUUGUCUGGAAAUUCUGUGCUUGUUGAUCUUAAGAGUAUUUCCUUUGUGUAAGAUUUAAAAACACAGUAAGAAAUUUGGGGGGGAGGUUACAUUUUUAAUUUUGUGACUGAGAUAAACAUUUAAAUUGGUUUCUGUUUCUUAGUUCCUUCCAGUGCUCCAGUGUUAGGGCUGCACUGGCAAUAACCACAGGGAUGUUGGAAAAAAGCUGAGAAUAAUUCAGAGGGUUGAUAAUGUUAGACCUCUUUGAUGGUGGCUGUGGGAGCAUCUUGUCAGUAGGUAGUUCAGGAUUGAACAUUCUUGGUUGGAUUAAUUCCCUAUAACUCCAAAAAAAAGAAGUCCUAGGAAAACCAUCUAGCAGCAGAUGCGAGGAGAAGGUCAGAAGUUUCUCAAAAGCCGUCGCUGAGUCCGUCAUUGUAACCGUUCUUCCAGAGCAGCUUUCUGGGCAUGUUGUGCAGGGCCCUGAAGGUGAUUACAAGUUUCCCCAGUGCUUUUCCUUGAUCUAUUAAAAGAAAAUGCUAGUCUGCUGCCUACACUCAGAGUUGUCAGAUAAUAUGUCAAGAUAACCUGUCAGCAAGCCUGAAAGCUGAAUGGGACUAUUACCACUUUUAAGUGACUGAUGUCUGUGCCUUACAUGGUUCCUUCAAUGCAACUUCAGUGUUUACUAAUUCCUUUUGUGAGCCUGUUGCUUAUAGAAUGAUGACAUCAGAACAGCAGCAAGCACUUUUUUUUUUACACAGUGUUAUUCAAAAAGAGUUUUAUUUUUGUCAUGUAUAAAUUUGUACAUAGAAUGAUUGUUUUAUUGGACACAAUAUAUAAUUUUUAAUACA